Molecule: messenger RNA, 1729 nt
Organism: Aphanomyces astaci
Lineage: Eukaryota; Oomycota; Saprolegniomycetes; Saprolegniales; Verrucalvaceae
Exons: 1
Coding region: 28-1647 (539 amino acids)
Biological process (GO): proteolysis
Molecular function (GO): serine-type exopeptidase activity; dipeptidyl-peptidase activity
Source: RefSeq, a predicted model, not a curated record
CCAGAAUUUGUGAAUGCGCUUGAGAUCAUGCAGGCCAGCACCCCGCUGCUCACAGGUCGUCCCCGCGCGAAGAAGAUGCUGCGCAUGUCAUCCUCAGACAAAGCAGCCAUCACGAUCGGUCUCCUUUCAGCUCUAUGUAUCGGGUCGGUCCUGUACGUGGCACGCACGAUAGCGUUGCCGUACGCCGCACCCAUCGCCACCUCUCGAUCGAAUUUAUCGUCCACCAUUCUCUCGGAGCUUCCUGCGUUGAAUUUCACCGGGGAUCUUCGCGCUCGAUGCACGGAAUCAUACUUUGUCCAGACGUUGAAUCACUUUGAAGCGAUCCCAGACACCUACAGCCAACGCUACUUCGUGUGCGACGAAUUCUGGCAGCAGUCGUCGGCCGGCCCCAUCUUCUUCUACGUCGGCAACGAAGCCGACGUCGAGUUGUACCUGAACCACACGGGGCUGAUGUGGGAACACGCGCGCGAGUUUGGGGCGCUGCUCGUGUUUGCCGAGCACCGGUACUUUGGCAAGUCGGUUCCGGCCGACGCAGCGCGCCAUCUGCAGCACUUGAGCUCCGAGCAAGCAUUAGCAGAUUACGCAGUGCUGCUUGGCCACAUCAAGUGGUCGCUCAACGCGACGUCCAGCGCCGUGGUUGCGUUCGGAGGGUCCUACGGAGGCAUGCUGGCCGCGUGGUUCAGGAUCAAGUACCCGCACGUGAUCGACGGCGCCGUGGCCGCGUCCGCGCCGGUUCUGUCCUUCGUGGGGGAGUCUCCGCCGGCGAACCUGACGGCGUUCUCUCAACUGGUGACGUACGACGCCAGCCCGGCCGCCGGAUCUGCCGCGAAUUGCGCGGCCAACGUCAAGCGUGUAUGGGACGUUUUGUUCGACGCAGCGACCACCGCCGCCGGCCGGGCGUCAAUCCAAGAUGGGCUGGGUCUCUGCAGUGCACUCUUAAGCGAGGACGAUGCGUUGUCCGUGCCGGAAUGGGCCAAAACGUCGUUCGUUUACUUGGCGAUGGGGAAUUUUCCCUACCCGUCGUCGUACAUUAUGAACGGGGGCAGUGUCCUGCCUGCGUUUCCCGUGCGCGAGGCGUGUAAACCGUUUGCGCCAACGUUUCCAUUGACCGAGGCGGGGAAUUUUUCCCUUUUGGUCGCCCUGCGAGCCAGCGUUGGCGUGUAUUACAACAGCACCCACGACCAGCCGUGCUACACCCGGUCCGCCCCGUCCAAUGAAAGCCAAGUGGACGCAGACUUCUGGGACUACCUGUUCUGCUCGGAACUGUACCAGCCCCAGGACCAAGGUAUCGGCGACAUGUUUUGGCUCGACGUGCAUGACCAGACCGCCGACGCCGCCCGGUGCCUGGCUAAGUGGGGGGUCACCCUGCGCCCGGAGUGGGCCACGACAGUCUACGGGGGCCGGAAGGCCCUGCGCGCGUCGAGCAACAUUGUGUUUUCCAAUGGAAACCUCGACCCGUGGGCGGGCAUGGGGGUGCUGGAGGACCUGAAUCCGUCCGUGGUGGCCGUGCGGGUCGAAGGCGGCGCCCAUCACUUGGACCUGAUGUUUUCACAUCCGUUGGACCCCCCCGGCGUGAAGCGAGCGCGAAAGGAUGAGCUCAAGCAUGUGGCCAAGUGGAUUCAACAAGCCAAGGCCACUGCAGCGUAAGUUUGUGGACAAGAGACGAGUACGAUGACCAUCGAAUUUGGGGGGUUGACGUCACUUUGAACGACGCUAUGACGUUAUCUCA